AUGGCACGACGUCUUGCGACGGCAGCACUCGUUGCUGGCCUCGCCUCGAACACCGCUGCGAUUUACAUCAAUGGCUCCGUCACAGCCCCGUGUGACUCGCCGCUGUAUUGCCACGGCGAAAUCCUGCAUGCGAUUGAGCUUGCGCGGCCGUUUGUGGAUUCCAAGACAUUCGUGGACAUGCCAACGAUCAAGCCUUUGGACGAGGUGAUUGCCGCGUUUAACCGGCUGAGCCAGCCAGUGGCCAACAAUUCCGAGCUCAAUGCCUUCCUGGCCGAGAACUUUGCCCCGGCCGGCGGCGAGCUCGAAGAAGUUCCCAGAGAAGAGCUUGAGACGGAUCCCAAGUUCCUGGACAAGAUCGAGGAUGCCACCAUCAAAGAAUUCGUCACCAAGGUGAUCGACAUCUGGCCGGAACUGACCAGGCGCUAUGUCGGCGCCGGCAACUGCUCCGGGUGCGUCGACAGCUUCAUCCCCGUCCCUGCGAACCGCACCUUUGUGAUUGCGGGCGGCCGCUUCCGCGAGUUCUUCUACUGGGACUCGUACUGGAUAUUCGAGGGCCUUCUCCGCACCGGGGGCGCCUAUACUCAGAUCACCAAGAACAUGCUCGAGAACUUCUUCGACCUAGUCGAGACAAUCGGCUUCGUUCCCAACGGGGCGAGGCUCUACUUCCUGAACAGGUCACAGCCACCGUUGCUCUCGGGGAUGGUCAAAAUGUACGUCGACUACACCAACGACACAAGUAUCCUCGAGAGGGCCCUGCCACUCCUGAUCAAGGAGCACGAGUUCUGGAUCACCAACCGAAGUGUGUCCAUCACGGCUGCGGACGGGAAGCAGUACACUCUGAACAGAUACUCCGUCGACAACAACCAGCCCCGCCCGGAGUCGUACCGAGAGGACUACAUCACCGCCAACAACGCUUCCUACUACGCGGCAUCGGGCAUAAUAUACCCCGUCAAGACGCCGCUCAAUGAGACGGAGAAGGCCGAGCUGUACGCCAACCUGGCCAGCGGUGCCGAGUCCGGCUGGGAUUAUACGGCUCGGUGGCUGAAGAACCCCCACGAUGCAGCGAAGGAUGUCUACUUCCCGCUCCGCUCCAUCAAUGUACGCGGUAUGGUCCCGGUUGACCUCAACUCGAUUCUGUACCAAAACGAAGUCAUCAUCGCCGAGUACCUCGAGCAGGCUGGUAACAGCAGCGAAGCUGAGCGAUUCGCCUCCAUGGCCCAGCAGCGCAGCGAGGCCAUGUAUGCGCUGAUGUGGAAUGCAACCCAUUGGUCCUACUUCGACUACAACCUCACUAGCAACACCCAACGCAUCUUCGUUCCGCUCGACGACGACUCAACCACAACCGAGCAGGCUAAUUCGCCGCCGGGGCACCAAGUCCUCUUCGACAUCGCCCAGCUCUACCCCUUCUGGACGGGUGCGGCCCCAGAUAGCCUGAAAUCCAACCCGCUCGCCGUGCAGCUCGCCUACGCCCGCGUGGCGCGCAUGCUCGACACCAAGGCGGGCGCCAUCCCCGCGACAAACUUCCGCACCGGCCAGCAAUGGGACCAGCCCAACGUCUGGCCGCCACUUCAGCACGUGCUCAUGCAAGGCUUGCUCAACACGCCAGCCACGUUUGGCGAGUCGGACCCGGCCUACCAGAGCGUGCAAAACCUGGCCGUCCGCCUCGCGCAGCGCUACCUCGACUCCACCUUUUGCACGUGGUACGCCACGGGCGGUUCGACCAGCGAGAUGCCGCAGCUGCAGGGCGUCAGCCCGGACGCGACGGGUACCAUGUUUGAGAAGUAUGCCGACAACGCGACGAACGUGGCGGGCGGCGGCGGCGAGUAUGAGGUGGUGGAGGGGUUCGGGUGGACGAAUGGCGUACUGAUCUGGGCUGCCGACGUGUUUGCCGGCAAGCUGAAGAAGCCUGACUGCGGCAACAUCACUGCCGCGCACACCCACUCUGGCGAGAAGAGGGGGCUGGAGAGGAGGGCUGUAGAGCUUGAUCCGUACGAUUUUGCGUGGACGAAGAUGUUUGGGAAGAGUAAGCUGAAGAAGAGGGAGGAUGGGCGGAAGCGGUGGUUGAGUUGA
Messenger RNA from Parathielavia appendiculata, 2070 nucleotides. RefSeq names its product glycoside hydrolase family 37 protein. Lineage: Eukaryota; Fungi; Ascomycota; Sordariomycetes; Sordariales; Chaetomiaceae. Gene Ontology annotation, molecular function: alpha,alpha-trehalase activity. Gene Ontology annotation, biological process: trehalose catabolic process. Bases 1 to 2070 code for a protein of 689 amino acids. The transcript is spliced from 3 exons. The record is from RefSeq and is a predicted model, not a curated record.